AAUGAGCAAGCCGUUGCUUGAAGACUACCUGGACUUUAUCGAGCGGCUCCGUGGACCGUCCCCACUCCUGCGAUCGCUGACUUUGAGAGCAGAGCGCCUCCCGGCCGCAUAUCGGCAGGUCGUACCUUCAACCAACUGGGGCAUCCUCGAAGACAAACCCCCACGACUUCGCGUCCUGAAGCUCGCAUGCAUCACGCCUGAUUUCCACAACAUCGCCAUCUUUCGCAACCUGUGCGAGUUGGCCGUCGUCGACCUCGAGCAUGACCUGCCUCACAUCGCAAGACUCGGCCUCGGCGGCAGCCUAGGACCAGAUGACGGAAUCAACGUCUCCCCCUCCUUCCUCUCAACCCUAGCCAGCUGCAAUCUCUACUUUUCAGGUCGUUUUUCCGGCUCCAACCCCAUUAAUGACGCCGGGCUGGUAGCGUGGUUCCGCCGAUGGACGGAUAAAGACUACCUGAGCACGUCCUUUCAUGCAUGCCUCGACGCCCGCAGGAUUACCAUGCACAACCAGUCGGGCCCGCCGCCCUGGCGCGGGUCGUGGUUCCGCAUCUCGUUCGAACACCGGCCUCCGCGCCUUGCAACCCUCCGUCGUCGAGCGCUACUCAUGAUGUAUAUUUUUGGCUUGCUUAUGGAGUUGUUGGAGAAGAGCAUUGUGCGGACGGAAGACCUGACAAUCUGGGCUGGUGGGCAUGUGUGCGCGUUGCCCUAUGACGCAUUUGUUCCUCACUUCAAGUCCGCGAAGAGGUUGCGUCUGGCCGUAAGGGGUGGGGAUCGGGACCGCGUCGUUGCGGAGCUUAUGCAGAGCUUAUUUGGUGCGCUCUCCUUCACUUCUUUACCCAUCUCUCCUGAUUUCCAAGGGUUGGUUUA
Molecule: messenger RNA, 867 nt
Organism: Cyclocybe aegerita
Lineage: Eukaryota; Fungi; Basidiomycota; Agaricomycetes; Agaricales; Hemipholiotaceae
Source: the annotation of a GenBank genome assembly